Molecule: messenger RNA, 594 nt
Organism: Schizophyllum commune H4-8
Lineage: Eukaryota; Fungi; Basidiomycota; Agaricomycetes; Agaricales; Schizophyllaceae
Exons: 1
Coding region: 1-594 (197 amino acids)
Source: RefSeq, a predicted model, not a curated record
AUGCCCCGCCAUCGCUCGAGCGAAAUGAGCCUGCGCACAAGCGCCCAGCCCGCACUACCCACCCCGCAGCGCACGCGCCCUAUACCCAUCGCGCGUGGGCGGUCAAUGACGCGGCACAAGUCUGCGGAGGAUCGAUGUCCAGAGCGCAGCGCACGACCUCCGGCUCGAGACUCAGAGAGCCCGCCGCUCGUUCUAGGGCAGCUCGAUGACCUCCAGCGUCCAUCGACGCCUGCUCGCCAGGCUACCAGCCCUUGCGUCACAUCCGCCGCACCUCCUUCUCUCCAAUUUGCACACGUACACUCUCGUCACUCGACGACGCCCUCCGUUCAGUGCAGAUUCUGUUGGGAGUGGUGCCACCAGGAGUCCCUCGAGGUCCACCGUCGUACAUGCGUGGCGUACCAGCGGCAUCGUAGGCAUUCGAACUCGGACGCGCUGCUGCGUUUCGUCAAGACCUCCUCGUCGGUACCACCUCAGCUGCCUGCGUCAGCCCCUAGACCGCAGCCCCCGAUGUCGCAUCCACCCUCGGCAUUGCGUUUUCUGCCACCGCCACCGCCACUAUCUCGGCGUCGAUCUCGAAAGCUCAAGGUCGAGUAA